Molecule: messenger RNA, 2832 nt
Organism: Patella vulgata (common limpet)
Lineage: Eukaryota; Metazoa; Mollusca; Gastropoda; Patellidae
Exons: 9
Coding region: 186-1529 (447 amino acids)
Source: RefSeq, a predicted model, not a curated record
UAAUUUAGUCGAUUUUGAAUGGAACUGUUUUACUCAAGCGAAUAUCAUUACAACAGGUAAACAACUUUACAUACAGUAUAAGAACAAGUGUAUAUUUGAAAGUCUACCUGGAAUGUUAUGGCGAUAUUUACCUAGAUUAAAAUAUAUAAAGAUGUGAUAUAAAUUGAGGAAGCUGAAGAGGGAAGAUGGAAGAAAUCAGAUUUUUUGUGACACUUGCUGUCUUAGUUAUGACAUCAUCAUAUGGUGAUUGCCAAAUUUUGAGAAAGAGCCAAGGGUGUGAUGCACUGUCUUGUGGAAAUCAACAAGUAUACCUUUCUUGUCCUAUGAACCAUAAAAUCGCCAUUGACCGAGUAGAAGCUGGAUUUAUGCAUGAUAAUAAUUCUGCCAUGUGUUGUGGUACGACUCCAUUAAAUCAAGAUUAUGUUUGUCACCACGACGAAAUGACAAGGAUUUUUGGCAACAGUCUGAGUCGUUGUAUUAAAAAGACAAGCUGCAAUGCACAACUUCUAGAAAGCUACCUGUAUGAUUUAGAAAACUGCUCCAGUUCCUAUUAUAUAGCAGUAUUUGUUGCUAAUUAUAUUUGUGUAAACUCUUCCCAAGUGUUCAGUCCUGUCGACAGCUUAACAAAAACUGUGCAAAACGAAAUUGCGAUGGAUUUUGAGGAGAACUCUGGUAUGAAUAUCAAUGGUAGCUUUGUGUGUACCUGUGACAUUGGAUCACCAACUGAUUCUAAGAUCUUUAUCUCCACAAAUCAAGUUAAUCUACAGUUCUGGAAUAAAUGUCGACAAUUAAAGAUAACCGGAACUGGAUUGUCUGUUACCUUCCCCUGUACAAGAGAUACCAAUGAUAAGUACAGAUUUUAUAAUUCUAUUGGACGGUUCCCGGGUCCUAUUAGGGUACAGUUUAAUGGAAGUGAUUUGGGAAGCUCAGGAGACAACGUUUGGGUAGGUUUUAAAGCUGCUGGUGGACAGUUAGAGAUAAGCUGUGGUGGAUGUCAACCAGAAGAUUUAACAACAUCUGAUAAUGCAACAACUACAACAGAUGUUCCUGGAUUCAAUAUCGUAACGCCAUCGUCACGUGCAACACCUUCAUCACGUGCAACUACAAGUACAGGCGCAAGUCAAGAGGAUGAAAUUCCCGGUGUUAAAACUGAUGAUGAACCAGGAUUAUCAACUACUAUAAUUUAUGUUCUGAUUGGAUGUUGUACCUUUAUAUUGGUACUGGCUAUCAUCUCUGUUGUCAUCUAUAAAUUAGUAAAAACUCGACGAAGAGUAGACUCAAUAAAGAAAACUGGAACAACAGAGCUUUCAAUGUCAAGGCAGGGCUGUAUCAAAAACACAUACAAGGACCUUACGGUUACAACGGCAACAGUAGAGCCUCCAAUGCCGAGACAGGACUCUAUCGACAAUACAUACGAGAAACUGACCGUUACACCAGGCAACGAAUCUGUGUAUGAUACCCCGUAUGAACCUCCGUAUGAAGCUCCGGAAGCUCCGUAUGAAACUCCGUAUGACGAUUAUUUAAACUAAACAUUAUGAAUACAUCGUUUAAUUAUUCCAUUACUUCUGUAGUGUAGAAAUCUCAUACAUUUUAUUAGCAGCAUUGACACAAGGGGCCGUCAAUCGUCCGUAGGUUUUCAGCUUUAGGUCCACUUUCCAUGUAGCCUACAUAUAUCCGCCAAUGGAAAAACGUACAGUUUCCGCGACCAUUUUCUUAAUUUUUUGGGGAUAUCCCAUUGUACAGAAACCUCGCUUAAUGUUUGGCGAAUCCCACGUAAAUGACGUCAUAAAUGAGAAUUUCUCUUUACAGCAUGGAAUCCGACAUUGCUCAAUCACCGCCUUUUUAUUAAAAGCAUGUCCAAAAAAUUUGCAGAUUGCAAGCUGAUUUUGAAGCAACAAGAGGGUUGGUUGAAUUGAACCCGUGUUUGUACCCCAGAACGUAAACAUUCGGUUCGGCACGCAUGCAUAUACUUCAUGCGAGCAAAAUCACCGCUGAAAAGCAGCGAAAAAAUCAUCAGUCAUAGAAGCAACCCCUUUUUUUUACAUGGAAAUGGCCCGAUUACAUUUGCGAUAACCAACCUUUUCGUCGGCGGAAACGCGUACAUGGAAAGUAAGCCUAACGAUUUCCUUGCCUAAGUUAUGCUGUGUGUUUAAACAUACAUUAUGCAAGAGCUAAAUCUGUCUAUUGCAGGUCUUUCUUUAGGUCUGAAAUGUUAUAUAAAUUAUUAAUUAUACAUUAAUUAACUUAUCAGCCCAUAAUCAACUCUCGAUUUCAUCGCUAGCCUGCGAUACUUACUGGAUUAGGACCCGAUUUGCUGCUCAACUUUCAUUCAUGAUUAAAUCAUGAAAUGGAUACUCGAAGACUAUGUUUUUAUUGUACCGACUGUGGUAAUGAUGAUCGAGACUAGGACCAAAAUUCAAUAGCUAAAUUCUCGGUUCAGAGUGGAUCAAUGUAACUGACAUUUUUUAACUUUUAUAGUGAGAACUGCCAGCUCUUUAUCUAAUCUCCCAUAAUGUAUCUUUAAAUAUUGUUAACCGAUCCCUCAUCCUUCUUCAGAAUAGGUUUCCAUAUUGUAAGGAAUAAAAUGCGGUUUAACGUCGUACUUUUCUGCAGAGCUAAUAAAGAGAGACAUUUCGUAGGAACAGAAAUAAAUUAACGGAUUGGUCGCCUAUGAGGUCAAGCAUAUCUGUGAUAAGUUAAUAUUUUUUAAAUUCAUUAGAAUAUUUAUAUAUAUUUAUUUAUUUAUUACAAUAUUGUAUAUAUUGAUACCAUGUGUAAUUCUGUAUUCUAAUUAAACUUUAUAUGCCCUGUAUUGUGAAAUAAAGUAGAGUA